CCGUGCGUGAUGACGUAGACGCAGCUCGCGGGCAGCCGAGGCUGAGCGGGUCCAAGAGGAGCGGAGAAGCUUCUGGGCUACUUAGCUAAGCCUGGAAAAUGAUAAAACAUGACCAGGGAGAGGGUCGGCUCGCUCCUUACCAAGUAGAGUCAACAGAUCUGUAGCGCAGUAGCUAUGGAAUCUGAGGCUAACUUGUACCAUGUGGAGUUCCCAGACUUCUCCUGCUCCAUCCUCCAAAAGUUGAAUGAGCAGCGUCAGAUUGGUCAGCUCUGUGACAUCACGGUGGUCAUCCAGGGCCACCGCUUUCGGGCCCACAAGGCCGUGCUGGCGGCCAGCUCGCCGUACUUUUGUGACCAGGUCCUCCUUAAGAACAGCACAUGCGUGGUGUUGCCGGACGUGAUGCACCCCGGCGUGUUCGACAGUCUGCUUCAGUCAUGCUACACAGGAUCGCUCUCGCUUCCGGUGGGGGAGAUAGUGAGCUUCCUGACUGCGGCCAGCUUUCUCCAGAUGUGGCACGUGGUUGACAAGUGCACCGAGCUCCUUGCAGGGGGCCAGGCCAUCCUGUGCCAGAAACCUGGCCCAGGUGGUGACCAUCCAUCUCCAGGUUACUGUGGUUACAACAGCCCAAGGCUAGACCUAGACCCAGCUGCCGCAUGCCGGCCGUGUGCCAAGAUCACGGGCUACAAAGACAGGGAGAUGGAGCGAUUGGUGGAGAGCUGCUUCUCUCCUCGAGCCCUGGAGCGGGACGGCAUCCUCGCUGCGUCUCCACCCUCUGAGCAGGACCAUGGGAGCACAGAAAUGGCCAGCCAGGACGGGGAGGACGGAGGCAGCGACGUGACGGAGUACCGCUACCCCCGGUCCCUUUACAUCCGUCCCGGCGUCUUGUACCACAAGCGAAUGGUCCUGGUCAAGCCAGAGAAGAUGGAGCAGGAUAGCUGUGAGUUGGGUGGCGCAGACACAUUGGGGGCUGAGGCUACCGAGGAGUUAGAUGGGAGGGACCCUGAGGGAGUGAACCCCUCAGAAGAGGGAUUCACAUCGGUUGCCAGCACCAGCUCCCUUGAUGCCAGCAUGGAGGAGAAGAUAGAACUGGAGGAGACGCAGGGAGGUCAGCACUCGUACGACGAACCCCUAGACUUUUAUGGUGCGUCUAUGGAGGAGUUCUCUGCUGACAAAGUGGAGGCCCCUCCCAGGGCAUCCAGGGAGGAGGCUGGGGGUCCCGAGAGGGAAGACAGCUUGGAGCCGGCCACCGGGAUCCGGGAGGAGACCUCCCACUCGGGCUUUGCGGCCGUGGUCUACAAGCUGUACCCCUGCCAGUGCGGGAAGAGCUUCACCCACAAGAGCCAGCGGGACCGGCACAUGGGCAUGCACCUGGGUCUGAGGCCCUACGGCUGCGCUGUCUGCGGCAAGAAAUUCAAGAUGAAGCACCACCUGGUGGGCCACAUGAAGAUCCACACCGGCGUCAAGCCCUACGAGUGCAGCGUCUGCGGGAAGAGGUUCAUGUGGAGGGACAGUUUCCAUCGGCAUGUGUCGUCUUGCACCAGGGCUCAGCAGGUCAAGCAGGAGGCCCACAUCUGCUGAUCCCAUCUGCCUCAGCCUUGACAAAGGUGCUUACUACUGAGUUGGGAAAGGAACUGUUUUAUAUAUAAAUAUACAUAUAUAUUAUAUUGCCUUUUUUCCCCCCAAGUUUCAUGUUUGUUGCUGACAGGGACGGAGUACGGUGGUGCCUGCGGUUCACCAAUGUUGUGGUCUGUGAACAAUUUGGUUAACGACCAAAAAGUUCAUGAAAAGAAUGCAUUGGUUUGCGCCCAAUAUUUGGUUGACGAACAGAUUCCUCGACCAGAUUCAUUUUUUAUACUAUUGUAGCACUGUUGGCACGCGUGUCCCAGCAUGCAAUUGUAAAUAGAAGGACCACAACAGGCAGCCGACGAGCACCGAACCCAAAUACACAGACUGGAAACACAAGGUUGUCAGCCGCCGAACUGCAAGAUGCACACGGUGGAACAUGUACACAUGCUAAAUACACACAAGAAUCGGACCAGGUACAAGCACACGCCUGACAAUAGGGAAAUUAAACCAUUAACAUUAACAACAACAACAAUACAAGGGUUAGGGACUGUUAAUAAAGAGCAUGAUUUCCCCGGCAAGCAAGUCUCCAUGUCUCUCCCUGCUCCCGCGAUACCAUGUUGUGUUUUUUCUUUAAAGUUUUUACUAAACACCAAAAAAUUAACAAAAAUUAUUUUGUUUAUAUAUUUAAGCUUGUGAACAAAUUCAUCGAAUUUCAAUGCUUAUGGGAAAAGUUGCCUUGGUUUGUGUUCAGAUUGGUCCACAAGUCAGGAACGGAUUGCAUUUCAUGAACCUCAGGCACAACUGUAUUAAUUUUCAUUAUAUACUGUACAUAUGAAACAUUUUACUAUGUUUUUUUUUAUUCUUUUGUAGUAGUUAUCCAUCCAUCCAUUGAUUGCUGAACUGCUUAUCUUGGUCAUGGUCAGCUGGACCACUUUGGAACAUUCUGUGGGCAAUUCAGAGAGGGAGCAGCGGGGGAUUGGAGCCCUUGAGCCUGGAGGUGUGCGGCAGCAGCGCCGGUCACUGUGUCCCGUUAGCAGUUAUGUUAGCGCUUAUUAAGGGCUUAAUCACACGUGCACUAGAUGUGCAAAAUGAUUCCUUUAUGACUUUAAGGCAUUCAGAUCCCCUCCCAAGAAUUUUCUUAUGUUGUUGCAUUUUUAAUAGUAAAUAAAAUACCUUCUGUUCCAUAAAUAGUCAUCUAUAGACAACUUAAAUGUUGGGUUUUACAUGCUUUAAGUAGGAGCAACUUAUAAUAUAUUGUCCAUCAUUAAUAAUUUAACUAAAAUCUGUUUAAUUGUCUUUGAAGUCAGUCGUUGAUUCAUUUGCUGGCAUUAAUAAUGCUUAACAAUGGCUGUGAUUAAGUACAGGAAGUCCCCCCCCCCAACAUGAAGUCAUUCAGUAUUUAUUCUGAGAGAUAUUUUGUCUCAACUCCUGGUUAGUAACUGUCUCUAUACGGGUAUUCUUUUCAGCCUAGCAGCAUAUGCAGUCAUUUUUUUAAUGUAUGCAUUGAUGCCAAUAGACUGACACUCAACAUGCUGUUUUAUAUACCAAUUCCAGUCUGCUGAACAGAAAAACAGCAGCUGCAGGUAUUGUUUGCACAGUGAAGCUUAUGGUCAGUGCUGUUUUCCUCUUGUUUUUGUUUCAAGUGUGGAGGCGGAGUGGAGACCCUAUUAAGACUGCACACAGAUGUGUGUAUGUAUGUAUAUGAACAUCAGAGGUGUUUUUAAUUGAAAUUCCUGAUUUUUUUUCUUUCUUUCAGAAGCAUGUAAAUAAUACACAAAUGCCUUUGGUAGAUAUUAAGUGUCAUUUUUAAAAUUUGUCAUUGCUGUCACCUUGAAUUUCUUCUGCUGAAACAAGUGCUACUGCUUUACCUUCACUGAGUACUUACUGCUCACCAUAUAAGUUAAAUUACAAAUAACAGUGGAAAAUAAGGCAUGAAAAAUUAGUAGGUUUUGAAAACCAAGAAAACGGAUUGCAAAAAGAAAAAGUAACGGUUGAUUAAGAUUUGCGUUCUAAAAUAAAAUCAAAAAGGUGUAUUAUAUAGCAUUUAACAGAGAUUAAUGUGUCUGAAAUGUGAAGCGCCUGGUUUUGCCAGCCCAGAGGAUGAAGUGUGUCACUGUUUAGGUUUCUCAUUGUAGUUACAGGAGCUGCUGCAUUCUAGGUAAAAGGUACUGACGUCUGUUUAUGGUUUCUGAUAGUACAGAUUUUACAGUGCGACGUACUGGAUUAUUUUUAAAAAAAAUCUAUUUUGGUACUUUCCAACAAUAAAAGGCUGGAGUGUCACAUGGUAUUUCCUACACCUCUUUUGUAAUUUUAUUUGAAAUAGCGGUGAUUUGGAACUCAAAUUUUUCAAUUUACUUUGCAUGUUUUAGUACUUAUUAAUUAUCCAUAAUUGCUUUGUUAUGAAACCUAUUUGGUUUAAUCAGACAUAUUGGUGUAUUUUGCUUCUUUUUUCCUGGCACUCUCGUGCCAUUUCCUCGAGCUCACACUGCAUUUUGUACUUUCCCUUUAUAAAGGGGGAUUCAAGUAAAUUUUUUGAGCAGGAUGACAACUACAUGUGAUUUAUAAAACGUUAAACCUGUUUUCAGUAUUUGUGUUCUGUACUCUAGUACUUAGAAAUUUUACACUAUGAUUGUGUUAAAAAUAAUGGAUAUAUCACAGUGAUACUAGAACACUUUGUGUGUAGUUUAAAAUGGUACUUUUUAUUUAUUGCUUUGUUUAUAUGGUUUGUGGGGGAAAGUCUGCCUACUCAUAGAAUAUUAUUGCCAUUAGAAAUUUCUUCUCAUAGAAGAAUAUUGUGGCUCUUUUGUACAGAACUGUUGAGCAAUAAAUGUAAGCUGUUUUAAUUGUA
This is a messenger RNA of Brienomyrus brachyistius, 4414 nucleotides long. Its product is annotated as zinc finger and BTB domain-containing protein 43-like. NCBI's taxonomy places the organism in Eukaryota, Metazoa, Chordata, Actinopteri, Osteoglossiformes, Mormyridae. The transcript has 2 exons. Gene Ontology annotation, biological process: regulation of transcription by RNA polymerase II. The record is from RefSeq and is a predicted model, not a curated record. The coding region runs from base 175 to 1578 and encodes 467 amino acids. Gene Ontology annotation, molecular function: protein binding; DNA-binding transcription factor activity, RNA polymerase II-specific; RNA polymerase II cis-regulatory region sequence-specific DNA binding.